ACCACCUUUGCCCUUAGAAACAACAAACAAUUUUAGUCAAGAAACAACCAUGGAAAAUUCAGCCGACAAACUGCCUACAUCACAAGAAUCUGAAACUCCGUCAAUGGCAACAUCUCGUGUAGAUUGUUUUAUCGGUGACGUGGCUAUUAGGAUCUCACUAUAUGCAGCAACACUUGUUGGAAUUGUUUUCAUGGUGACCAGCAAGCAGACAGAGCUUGUGGCCGUUCCAGGAGCUCCGGUGGGAUUGAAGAUUCCACUUACAGCAAAGUUUAGUCAGGAGCCGGCCUUCGCAUAUCUUGUGAUAGCGUUAUCGAUUACAUGUUUAUACAAUAUCAUAAAAACAGUUACAUUGUUCUCUAUCAUUUUCAAUCCUACAUUGAUCUCAAAGAAUUUCUUGCUCCAUUUUGCAUUGCUGGACGUGUUGAUUUAUGGGGUAGUAGUUUCAGCAACAGGAGCAGCCGGUGCCGUGGGAUAUGUUGGAUGGAAGGGGAACGGUCAUGUUGGGUGGUCAAAAGUAUGUCCUAUUUAUGACAAGUUUUGUGGUCAUACAGCAAAAUCCAUUGCUAUGUCACUUCUGGCCUCCGUUAUUCUGUUUUUGCUCAGCAUGUUAUCCAUAUUCUCUUCACAAACGGGGUCGUGA
Messenger RNA from Mangifera indica (mango), 640 nucleotides. RefSeq names its product CASP-like protein 1D1. The transcript has 3 exons. NCBI's taxonomy places the organism in Eukaryota, Viridiplantae, Streptophyta, Magnoliopsida, Sapindales, Anacardiaceae. The record is from RefSeq and is a predicted model, not a curated record. The coding region runs from base 50 to 640 and encodes 196 amino acids.